Molecule: messenger RNA, 480 nt
Organism: Helianthus annuus (common sunflower)
Lineage: Eukaryota; Viridiplantae; Streptophyta; Magnoliopsida; Asterales; Asteraceae
Exons: 1
Coding region: 1-480 (159 amino acids)
Source: RefSeq, a predicted model, not a curated record
AUGAUUGUGUAUGGCAAAGCGUGCCAUCUUCCGGUGGAGUUAGAACAUAGAGCUUUAUGGGCAUUGAAAACUGUUAGCCUCGACCUUACCGAAGCCGCAAGAAGGAGGUUCUUCCAAAUCCAUGAAUUGGAGGCUUUAAGGGAUGCCGCCUAUGAACGAUCUUGGAGUAUCAAGGAAAAGACUAAGGCAUUGCAUGAUAGGAGGUUGCGAGGGUUGAAGGAAUUUAAGGUAGGUGAUAUAGUGCUUUUAUUCAAUUCAAGAUUGAAAUUAAUAGCGGGGAAGUUGAAAUCGAGAUGGACCGGACCGUAUGUGGUAAAGGAGGUGUUUCCAUACGAUACCGUCGAGUUAUAUGACGAAGCCGAUAAAGGUGUGUGGAAGGUAAAUGGUCAUCGAUUGAAACACUACUUGGGAGAUCCCAUUGAUACGACCGAGGAGGAAGAAAUUCCUCUAGAGGACCCACCCACCUUCACCGAACAAUGA